AUGGCAGAGCAAGGGACAGUGAGGGAUCCAUCCAGCCUUUUCAAAGGGGCGCGAUUUUUCAUGUCCCGGGCAAUUCCUCAACGAACACAGCUGAAGGACAAGAUCGAGCAACAUGGUGGCAGUGUUGUUUUGCUGGAGAAGGAUGCUGAUGUCAUUCUGGUGGAUCAUAUGAAGAAGAAUAUUACCCACCCUGCCAAUGCACUAUCUUACCAGUAUGUGGAGCAGUCUAUUCGUCGUGGAAGGCUAGAAGAUCCGGAGUCCCAUCGGGUUGGUGCAUCUGCGCCCCGUCCGAUGGGCGCGUCCAAUAUUCCCCAGAAAAGCACCAGAAGAAGCUAUACCUUGAAAGAUGAUCAAAUUGUUUUUGACUGGCUCUAUCCUUGGGAGCAAGAGGCAGGUGCGCCAACUCAUGGCAAUCAAAUCUAUCAGGCUCUGGCCGAGCGGGGCGGGUUCCCCCGCAAAAAGAAACUGGUGUACGCACCGGAACGACCUGCUUCUGCCGCACGAAGCGAGCCCAGUCAGACACUCGAAUCUACCUCACAAUCACCCAAACCACCGACCCGGACUGCCCUUGGCCCACGUACAGAUGCGUCCAAGGCUAAUCCUGAGCCCGCACCCCCUCAAGAACACACAAGACAAGCACAAAGCAACAGCGCCGCGCAAACGAACGAGAUUCCCAGGGAAAUGGUAGAUCCGUUAUUCAUCGAGUUGCCAUACUUUCCAUCAAGCCCAGAACCAGAAGAUGAGGAUGAUGAUGGUGAUGAUGACGACGAUAGCAGCUCGGAGGAAUACCCCAACAUAGACAGCUGGGUCGCCACACAAGUGGCAGGAGGUGCGGACUUAUCUAAAGUCUUGGACGCACUGCGCUUUACGAGCAUGGAACCACCUUUGGCCAAAAAGUUGUUGGAAAUCUUACUUGCUGGCAAUCCAGUCCCCGAUGACAUGCGUGGAGUCUGGACGGAGGAAGAUGAUCGAUGCUUGGAGGGAGGAGAUUCACACGGCAUCGAGCGAGUACUCAAGAAGCACGGAGACAGACUAUUCAAGGCAAGAUGGGAAUAUCUCAGCUUGGCCCGAGAAAGGGGCUUGUUCUAG
This is a messenger RNA of Penicillium canariense, 1089 nucleotides long. RefSeq names its product putative transcription factor Rap1. Bases 1 to 1089 code for a protein of 362 amino acids. Gene Ontology annotation, biological process: regulation of DNA-templated transcription; telomere maintenance via telomere lengthening. The transcript is spliced from 4 exons. Gene Ontology annotation, cellular component: shelterin complex. Gene Ontology annotation, molecular function: telomeric repeat DNA binding. The record is from RefSeq and is a predicted model, not a curated record. NCBI's taxonomy places the organism in Eukaryota, Fungi, Ascomycota, Eurotiomycetes, Eurotiales, Aspergillaceae.